AGCCUCCGCCGCCUCAGCUUCCCGAGCGAGCCCUGCGGCCGCCGGAGCAGCUCCCGCGGCGGAGCAGGAGCCGGAUGGUCAGAGGAGCCCGGCAGCCCCAGCAGCCGAGGAGUCGCCUGGCCCCCAGACUGACUGGCACGGUGGAGAAACCACCUCGAAAACGGAAAAGCAGGACUGAAUUUGCUCUUAAAGAAAUCAUGUCCUCUGGAGGUGCUGAAGAUGAUAUCCCACAGGGAGAGAGGAAAACAGUUACAGAUUUUUGUUACCUUCUGGAUAAAUCUAAGCAACUGUUCAAUGGAUUAAGAGAUUUGCCCCAAUAUGGGCAGAAGCAGUGGCAGUCCUAUUUUGGAAGAACUUUCGAUGUUUACACCAAACUCUGGAAGUUCCAGCAGCAGCAUCGACAAGUCUUGGAUAAUCGGUAUGGCUUGAAGCGGUGGCAAAUAGGGGAAAUUGCUUCUAAGAUUGGGCAGCUAUACUACCAUUAUUACCUGCGCACAUCUGAGACCAGCUAUCUGAAUGAGGCUUUCUCCUUCUAUUCUGCAAUCAGACAGAGAUCAUAUUAUUCUCAAGUCAAUAAAGAGGACAGACCUGAGUUGGUUGUUAAGAAGCUUCGAUACUAUGCAAGAUUUAUCGUAGUUUGUCUUCUUCUCAACAAAAUGGAUGUUGUGAAGGAUUUGGUGAAGGAAUUAUCAGAUGAAAUCGAAGAUUAUACUCACCGCUUUAAUACUGAAGAUCAAGUGGAAUGGAACUUGGUGCUUCAAGAAGUAGCAGCUUUCAUUGAGGCGGACCCUGUAAUGGUAUUGAAUGAUGAUAAUACCAUUGUUAUCACAUCUAAUCGCCUUGCUGAAACAGGGGCACCGUUGCUGGAACAGGGCAUGAUCGUGGGACAGUUGUCUCUGGCCGAUGCACUCAUUAUUGGUAAUUGUAAUAACCAGGUUAAGUUUAGUGAGCUGACUGUUGACAUGUUCCGGAUGUUACAAGCCCUGGAAAGGGAGCCAAUGAAUUUAGCUUCACAGAUGAAUAAACCAGGAAUGCAGGAAUCAGCUGAUAAACCUACCAGACGAGAAAACCCCCACAAGUAUCUGCUCUACAAACCAACCUUCAGCCAACUAUACACGUUCUUAGCAGCAUCUUUUAAGGAGCUGCCCGCCAAUAGCGUACUCCUGAUUUACCUGUCAGCCACUGGCGUUUUCCCCACAGGUCGUUCUGAUAGUGAAGGUCCUUACGAUUUUGGCGGAGUACUCACUAAUAGUAACCGGGAUAUUAUUAAUGGAGAUGCCAUCCACAAACGAAAUCAGUCCCACAAGGAAAUGCACUGCCUUCAUCCUGGAGACCUCUAUCCUUUCACGAGGAAGCCUCUGUUUAUCAUUGUGGAUUCAUCCAACAGCGUCGCGUACAAGAAUUUCACAAACUUAUUUGGCCAGCCACUAGUCUGCUUGCUUUCUCCUACAGCGUAUCCAAAGGCUUUACAAGAUCAAUCUCAACGAGGUAGCCUCUUCACUCUCUUUUUGAACAAUCCUCUAAUGGCCUUCCUAUUUGUCUCUGGAUUGUCAAGCAUGCGCAGAGGCCUAUGGGAAAAGUGUCAAGAAUAUCUUCGAAAAAUCAACCGCGAUAUUGCCCAGCUACUGACCCAUUCACGUUCAAUAGAUCAGGCAUUUCUCCAGUUUUUUGGAGAUGAGUUUCUUCGCUUGCUUCUCACAAGAUUUAUCUUUUGUUCAGCCACCAUGAGGAUGCACAAGAUUUUUCGGGAAACACGAAAUUAUCCAGAAUCAUAUCCACAACUGCCGAGGGAUGAAACAGUGGAGAACCCUCAUCUCCAGAAGCACAUUCUGGAAUUAGCGUCCAUUCUGGAUGUUCGAAACGUGUUCCUCGAGAGUACCAUAGAUGACUAUUAAAACAAAACCCCUCUUGUUGAAA
Molecule: messenger RNA, 1917 nt
Organism: Suricata suricatta (meerkat)
Lineage: Eukaryota; Metazoa; Chordata; Mammalia; Carnivora; Herpestidae
Gene: SCAI
Product: suppressor of cancer cell invasion
Exons: 18
Coding region: 75-1895 (606 amino acids)
Biological process (GO): DNA-templated transcription
Cellular component (GO): nucleus
Molecular function (GO): transcription corepressor activity
Source: RefSeq, a predicted model, not a curated record